Molecule: messenger RNA, 1292 nt
Organism: Microplitis demolitor
Lineage: Eukaryota; Metazoa; Arthropoda; Insecta; Hymenoptera; Braconidae
Gene: bou
Exons: 4
Coding region: 285-866 (193 amino acids)
Biological process (GO): regulation of synaptic transmission, cholinergic; positive regulation of voltage-gated potassium channel activity; sleep
Source: RefSeq, a predicted model, not a curated record
UUACCCACGAUCUGGCCGCACUGGUAUGUGCCAGAGAUGGACUCAGAUAGACUAGACUGAUAAUAUAUAUAUAAUAUAAUAGGAUACUGAUGGUAAAGUAAACGUCGUAUCACUAUAUAGUAUUAUAAUAUUUCCCGCGAGUUCUAUAUCUACAUUUACCUGGCAUGCAGCAACUCUUUUUGUAUACCUGAGUCAGGUUUACCCGCAUGUUAAUUCUACGACCCUACUAAUACUACUGACUGUCAAAAGACUUUGUCACAAGGAAGAUAAAUUUCAUUGAGAAAAUGGGUACCAGGGGCGUUAUCCAAUGGUCCAUGACUUUUAUUGGCCUACUUGUUGUUUUCAUUAUACCAGCUAAUGGAAUUUCAUGUUACCAAUGUAAUAGUACAAAUAGUUCACGUCCUUUUCAAUGUAGCGAGUUUUUAUCAAGUGAUACUGAUUUACAAGCAACCCCAUGUAGUGAUGUUUAUGGAGCUAAAUAUUGUGUAAAACAUGUUGGAAGAUUUGAGGUACUGGGAAUCAAGUGCUAUCAGUGUUCGACGGAAGAAGACUGGAAAUGCGGUGAUCAUGCUUUAACGGUGGAGGCAAUGGUACCUAAAAGCUGUGAUUAUGUUGAUAAUGCCCAGCAUUGUCUCACAACCGUUGGGCGAUAUGGAGGUGGUGUUGGAACAAAACGUAUGUGUUCGUCAGUUGAUUACGGAAAUACCUGCAACUUUGAUCUGGCUCAACCCGGCGACACAUUAACUUAUCGCACCUGUGUGUACACAUGCUCUACUGAUGGAUGUAAUCCAGCAACAACGAACUUACCAAAUAUAAUAACAAUUGCUGCUUUAACUUUAGGAAUAAUUUAUCUUUUUCGAAGAUGAAAAUGAGUGUAACUCAAAAAAAAAAUCCGUCGUUUUAAAUACCUUUUAAUAUUACAAACACGAUAUUUUGUAACCACUCCGUCCAAGAGUAAACAUAGUCUUAGUCUAAUAAUUAAUUUAAUUAUUAUUAUUAAUUAAUUGAUUAACGAAUAGUUUUAAACUAUACGAGUAUACAUUUUUUUUAUGUAAAAAUGUUUUUUAAAAACAAAUUUUACAAACUUAGUAAAUAUUUUUAACAUAUCUUUCUGAUUAUUAGAGAGUAUGUCUAUUUAAUAUUAAUAAUAUGUCUAUUGACAGACUUUUAAUAAUGAACAAAACUUAUUAAUUAUUAUUGUUACGACAAAAAAAUUAGAUCUGAAUGCCCUAAUUAAUUAAGGUAAUAAUUUUAAAAUGUACCUUAAAAAUAUUCCGUCCAAUACUCGGGUU